ACCGCCGACCGAUAGGUGGCAGCGUUCUGAUAUUAUGUCAACGCAAAAGAAGACGCUGUUUCCGGAGAUGCUUAUGUAUUUGUUUUCGUUGCGUCAAAACUGCUUCCAUUAAAGUGAUUUUAAAACUUCCCAAAUGGUGUCAUUGAACAUUUUGCGAACGGUCGGCUCAUUCCGGACGCUGCCACUCACAGGCCGGCUCGUGACGAAUCAACCGGCCGCUUUCAAUGCUGUUACAUGUCCAGCACGCUGUUUGGUUGUGGGCUUGGCGAAGGACACAUGGACAAGCAAGAAGACCCUGAGAGGCACAAGGAGUGACAACGAGUUGAAGCGCUACUUCUGGAGCGUCACGACAGUCAGGAGUUACAGCACAUCCAAUGUGCAAAUGAACUGCUGGAGGUGUAAAGAACCUUUUAAGGAACUCCCUACAUUCUUCUGCUCGUCCUGUAAAGUAGUCCAACCUCCUCAUGAGGGAGUAUCCUUCUUCAGCAUCAUGGACUGUGAAGACACAUUUGCACUGGACACGCACAAACUGCAGAAAAGAUACUUGCUGCUCCAACGCUCCCUUCAUCCAGACAACUUCAGCCAGAAGUCUGCGGAAGAGCAAGAGUAUUCCGAACACCAGUCAGCGCUUGUCAAUAAAGCCUACAAGACUCUGCAGAAGCCUCUGAGUCGCGGCCUCUAUUUGCUGGAGCUGAAGGGAAUGCGCAUCGACGACGGCACAGAUUCAGGGGUAGAUGCAGAGUUCCUGUUUGAGCUGAUGGAGAUCAAUGAAGCCCUCGAACGGGCCCAGACGCCAGAGGAAGCCGAUAAGAUCAGUCGAGACACAAAAUGUAAACUAAUAACGUCAUGUCUCUCACACAGAUGUAGUCUGAACUGGGGGAAAAAAAGUCGCUCCCACCAGUAUUUCAGUUGACCACCCCUGAUCUAGCAAUCUAUGCCAGCCACUUAUGCAGAACAAUCAAAUAUUCUUCCACUCGAUGGCAACGUGGUUGAAUUUGUCUCGGGAUACUCUGACUGUCGAAAUUUGAGUUACUCGAUUGCCAAGAUUCACGACAAAUUGCACUCCCCUUUGAAGCGCUUGAAGUUUGUAUUUUCUUUGACAAAAUUCACUUGGUUCUACUCUGUGCAUUCACAGACUCCGACUGAUGCAAUGUUCGGUUCCCAAUGAAAGAACCAAUCCUUUGUACGUAACAUGUGCAGUCGCUGAACUUGUCGCAUCCUCCUCGC
Messenger RNA from Syngnathus acus (greater pipefish), 1227 nucleotides. RefSeq names its product HscB mitochondrial iron-sulfur cluster cochaperone (gene hscb). The coding region runs from base 134 to 913 and encodes 259 amino acids. Gene Ontology annotation, biological process: [2Fe-2S] cluster assembly; protein complex oligomerization. Gene Ontology annotation, cellular component: mitochondrion. Lineage: Eukaryota; Metazoa; Chordata; Actinopteri; Syngnathiformes; Syngnathidae. The transcript has 5 exons. The record is from RefSeq and is a predicted model, not a curated record. Gene Ontology annotation, molecular function: ATPase activator activity; protein-folding chaperone binding.